This is a messenger RNA of Oryza brachyantha (malo sina), 1545 nucleotides long. RefSeq lists its product as uncharacterized. The transcript has a single exon. The record is from RefSeq and is a predicted model, not a curated record. NCBI's taxonomy places the organism in Eukaryota, Viridiplantae, Streptophyta, Magnoliopsida, Poales, Poaceae. Bases 102 to 1430 code for a protein of 442 amino acids.
CGCAGAAAAUUCCUUGGCUCCAACUCCAAGAGGCGGGCGCCCCGGUGCACGUACGUGCACAUGGCGGCAGUUGCCACCAAGGUGCAGGAGGAGGCUACGCCAUGGCGCCUGCUCCUCCUUGGACGUCACCAACGAUGGCGCCGCCGCCGCCGCGGAAGCCAUUGCCAUUGCUCCUCCUCUCCCUCUCACUCCCCUUCCUCCUGCUGCUUCUCUCCCUCGUCUUCCUCCUCUCGCACACCACCUUUAGCCUCCUACUAUGUCCACUCCUCCCGCGGCCAACUUCGAGGCCGAAUGCUGCGGCUACGACGGCUGCGUCUGCUCCCACCCUUGAUGCCUCCAUGGACAAGACCUUGAGAGCAUUCCAUGCCUCGUCGCCGCCGCCGCCGCCGCCGCCACCUCCUCUUCCGCCGGCGCCUCCUCUUCCUGUUGCUUCUCGUGCUAAGAGCGGUAAGAAGGUGUCCACGAAGAGAAACAAGAGCCUCCUCAAGCUUCUGCACAGGCAGACACCCCGGGCACGGCUGUUCGCGGCGCGCGCGGCCGAGCUCUUCGGCUCGCCGCGGCCGUGCACGCGCCGCUUCUUCAUGACGUGGCUCUCCCCGCUCGCGCAGUUCGGCCGCCGCGAGCUCCUCGUCGUGGAGAGUCUCUUCAGGUCUCACCGCGACGCCUGCCUCCUGAUCGCCUCCGAUACCAUGGACUCCGAGGGCGGCAGCGACAGGCUCAGGCCGUUUCUCGACCGCGGCCUCCGCGUCGCCGCCGCCUCACCGGACAUGGCGUACCUCCUGAAAGGCACGCCGGCGGAGGCGUGGCUAGGCACGGUGCAGCGCGGGGACGUCAGCCCCGGCAGCAUCCCCCUCGGGCAGAACCUCUCCAACCUCCUCCGUCUCGCCCUGCUCUACAAGUACGGCGGUGUCUACCUCGACGCCGACGUCGUCGUCCUCAGGCCCUUCUCCGACCUCCGCAACGCCAUAGGCGCGCAGGCCGUGGACGCGGCCACCGGCGACUGGAUGCGCCUGAACAACGCCGUGAUGGUGUUCGACCAGGGCCACCCGCUGCUCCGCGAGUUCAUCGCCGAGUUCGCCGCCAAAUUCGACGGAAGCAAGUGGGGGCACAACGGGCCGUACCUGGUGUCGAGGGUGGCGGCGAGGUGGCGUCGCCGGAGACCGGAGGCUGACCUGACGGUGCUGCCGCCACAGGCGUUCUACCCCGUCGACUGGAACAAGAUCGGUGGGCUGUUUGUUGCACCCAAGGACAGGAAGGGCGAGAGGUGGGUGAAGGCCAAGGUUGAGAGCAUCAAAGGUGAGAGCUUUGGCAUCCAUCUGUGGAACAGGGAGAGCAGGAACCUGGAAAUGGAGGAAGGGAGUGUGAUUGGAAGGUUACUCUCAGAUAGCUGCUUGUUCUGCAAUUCUUCGAUGUUUGCUAAGCAUGAAUAGUUGCACAAAUGCAAAGAGAUAGUAGAGUGAUCGGAAUCAGUGGGAUGUCAGACAAAUAGCACAUCUUCACUUGCAGGCAAGCAAUCACAUAAUAACAGUGGCUUUGCACUUGUAA